CACUAGUUGUGGAUAGCGUAUACCUCUGACAAAGAGAAAUCCGGACCACCCGUACACGUGCUAUGUCUAAGAUAUAUGCCCGCAUGGCACAGAAUAUCGAAACCCCAAAUUCGACCCUCUUCCCUACCCACACAGAUAUACAUCGAUAUCCACCAUCUUCGCCGCCAGAACUAAAGACACAGCAGCACCCAAAACAAACCACACAUGAUACACUCCUCAAGCCCUCUCAUCAUCACACGUCUUCACAGUAUUUCUAUACACACACAUAUACAUACAUACACUGCAAUCAGGAGCCAUGUGGGAGAUUCGUCCUCAUACGUGCGUCUGGCGCGAUGUAUAUAAGGUUUGUUUAGAAAAUGGAGGUUGAUGGGCUGAGUUAGGGGCUGGGUGUGGAGGUUUAUGUUUGUAUCGUCUCCGUCCCCGUGUGCUGUGUGUGGUGUGGUAUGGUGCGCGAGGUGUGCGGUGUGGUAUGG
Molecule: messenger RNA, 473 nt
Organism: Pseudovirgaria hyperparasitica
Lineage: Eukaryota; Fungi; Ascomycota; Dothideomycetes; Acrospermales; Acrospermaceae
Exons: 1
Coding region: 63-353 (96 amino acids)
Source: RefSeq, a predicted model, not a curated record